Messenger RNA from Paraglomus occultum, 2391 nucleotides. Lineage: Eukaryota; Fungi; Glomeromycota; Glomeromycetes; Paraglomerales; Paraglomeraceae. The record is from the annotation of a GenBank genome assembly.
AUGGACGAAAACGAGAAUCAAGAUCAGACAACCACAACGUCCGCUGAGACAAUAGAGACGACCGUCUCCGUCGAACCCGCAAAUGCUGGCCUCGAUUUGCCUUCACCUGAAAAAGAAAUCGUUGCUCAAGAAGAAGCAAUUGAACAGAUAGCUGACAAACAAUCACCCGCAACUGAGACGCACAGCGCUGACCCCCCUACAACAGCUGUUGACGAGCAGUCAAAGAUCCAAACUGAAAUAACACCUGUCGCAGAAUCCUCUACGAAUGCAGAGGAACCGGUGGUAAAUGCGAAUAUUGCUGGGACCAGCUCCGCGUUUAACGAUGCGAUGGCAAAGGGGGUUAAGCGUCCUCAUGACGAUAGCUACAUGUCACAUAUUUCAAGAGAUAAACGAGAUGAUCAUCGCGAUGAUUACAGGAGAGAUUCACAUAGCCGGCGGGAGAGAAAUCGAUAUGAUGAUUAUGGUCGUGAGUCUAAGAGAGCUAUUUAUGACAGUGGAUCAUCCCGUCCUGAUUAUGAAAGCGGAAGUAGACACCGUUACGGUCUUGGAAGUGAGGAACGUCAUAGACAACAUGGAUCACAUUAUGGUCCUGGAGACUCAUUACGUUCAGGGCACAUUCUCGAGGAAUUCUCCGUGCCUAACGUGGUCGUAGGAUUGGUCAUUGGGCGGGGUGGUGAAAAUCUAAAGAGGAUAGAAAAGACUACAGGAGCGAGAGUUCAAUUUUCACAAGAUCAACCUCCCGACUGUAUUGAUAGACGUGUCUCUAUAUCUGGACCGCCAGAGGAAGUUAGGAGUGCACGCUCAAUGAUUCGAUCCCUAGUAGAUGAUGCUCUCGCCAGCCAAGCAAAUCGUCGUAGUGAUUAUGGGCCUAGUCGCGCUACUGUUACUAUUCAUAUUCCAAGCAGUAAAGUUGGCGUUGUAAUAGGCCGUGGUGGUGAAACGAUACGUGAUUUGCAAGAUAGAAGUGGAGCGAGAAUAAAUGUUACUCCAGAUAAUGCUGCUAAUCCUCAAUCUACAGAUCGUCCGGUAACUUUGAUCGGUGAUGAUGCUGCAAUACAGAGAGCAAAAGCGUUGAUUGAUGAAAUUAUUAAGGGAGGAGAUGCUGCUCUGGAUAGGCCAACACCUAGAGAAUAUGGCAGUUCCAGUUAUGGCGGUAGUAUGUAUGGCGGUGAGAGUCACGGAAACAGCUACGAGAGUCACUAUGGUUCAGGAAGUCAAUAUGGAGGAUCUGGGGGGAAGUCUUCUCAGGAAAAGAUAACUAUUCAAGUGCCGAAUGAUACAGUCGGAUUGAUAAUUGGGAAGGGCGGUGAGACAGUUAAGGCGCUUCAACAGCAAUCGGGAGCCAAGAUUCAAAUAGAACCUGACCACGGACCACCGACGGCGGAUAGAAAUGUACACAUAAUCGGGACAUCUGAGACUGUUGCUAUUGCGAAAUCUUUAAUUCUUGAAAAAGCUGCGUCUGGAAAUCGUGACAGGCCCCGACAUCAGGACCAUGGAAGAAGUGGCGGAUACCAACAGAGCGGAAGUGGGUAUCAACAAAGCGGGAGUGGAUAUCAACAAUCAGGAAGCUAUUCGCAGGGCAGCAACUAUCAGCAAACUAGUGGAUAUCAGCCGAAUAGUAAUUACCCACAGACGAGUGGAUACCAGCAAAGCAAUUAUCCACAGAGCAGCAACUAUCAGCAGGGUACUGGAUAUCAACAAACUAGUUAUACACAAAGUAGUUAUCCGGUGCAGACGUCGCAGCAGAAUACUUACGGGCAAACCAAUACAAGUAGUGAUUAUAACCCAUCAUUAUCUAGUGGUUAUACAGCUACGACAUACGCGUCCUCCGGAGUGCAACCGUCAACUAAUUAUAGUCAAUAUAGUGGUUACGGUCAGACUCCAGCUACUUAUAGUCAAUAUCAAACACAACCACAGUAUAGUUCAUAUCCACAACAAUCACAAUAUGGUCAACAGCAACCAACAGUUGGACAGACCGCAGCACAGUCAACGGGACAACCAGCAAGUACAGGACAACCAGUCAAUCAGAUACUAAGUCAGCCACUGGCUCAGUCUCAAGCUCCGUUCACUAAGACAGGUUAUUAUCCAACUCAACCAACGCCCGCCGAUUCUAGUAAACCAGUCCAAGGAGCUGAAGUCAAACAAGAUUCGACAACAGUAUCUACAGCGUCACAAUAUGGGUAUCCACAAUAUCAGUAUAAUUACAGCGCAACCCAAUCAACCCCAUCUCAGUAUACAAGCAUAACCAACCAACCAGCCUCUACAGCUCAAGGCACUUAUUCAACGUCGACCACAUCAUAUACGCCGGCCGCGACGACCAUACACGCGACAACCAACACACAGGGUACUGGUGAUCAAACAUCCCCGCAACCGACGUAUUCAGAUAGGUGA